AUGUUUUCCAUGCUAGAUGGCGAAUGGGACCUCAAUGAUGUUACUCAAAUCACCUUCCGCAAAAUCAACUUCGGCCAGGACCCUGCGCAGUGGACAACAGCCUGCAUCUUGCGCCAGGCAUGGACUUUGAUUCCUCCAACACCGGACUUCACCGAUGUUGGUUCUGUCAUGCGGAAAAUCCAGUGGUUAUCACUAGAAGAACGGGAAAAGUUACCACUGAAUCCAGAUAUGAAGACACUUCAUAACCCUUGGAGAAACGAGAUCCAUCACUUGUGGAAUCAUCUAUUUUAUGACAUUGGGAAUUUUCUGGAUGGUACGUAUGGGAUGGGCAAGUUCUAUCCGCCGAAUGAAGAUUUGUUUGGACUGGAAUUUCCUCAACCAUGCGGAGAUGAGGAAGGCGAGAAUAUGCCGGUCAUGACGAAGGUCUGGGAGACGGAAGUCAUCUUAUUACCGACGUAUCUCGCUCCCGGGGUGAUUGUCCGGGUUGAAACUUUUGGUCUGGGGGAAGAGAAUGGAGUGCCCCGCAAUGUUGUUAGGCUCCGAGGAAAAUUCUCGAAUGAGACGGAGAAGUUGGCGCAGGCUUGGUAUAUUGCGAAGGGACUGGAGACGAGAUUUUAUAUUGAAGGUGGAGAGAAUCCGGCUUCUGAUGGGUGGGCUGCGGUCAUAGUCUAUGGGAAGAUUGUUGAAGAGUCCCCAAGACCUUCAUGUGACUAA
Messenger RNA from Talaromyces marneffei, 714 nucleotides. RefSeq lists its product as uncharacterized. The coding region runs from base 1 to 714 and encodes 237 amino acids. The record is from RefSeq and is a predicted model, not a curated record. The transcript has a single exon. NCBI's taxonomy places the organism in Eukaryota, Fungi, Ascomycota, Eurotiomycetes, Eurotiales, Trichocomaceae.